Hippocampus zosterae (dwarf seahorse) is the source of this 849-nucleotide messenger RNA. RefSeq lists its product as uncharacterized. Gene Ontology annotation, biological process: ubiquinone biosynthetic process; isoprenoid biosynthetic process. The coding region runs from base 1 to 849 and encodes 282 amino acids. Lineage: Eukaryota; Metazoa; Chordata; Actinopteri; Syngnathiformes; Syngnathidae. The transcript has a single exon. Gene Ontology annotation, molecular function: prenyltransferase activity. Gene Ontology annotation, cellular component: transferase complex. The record is from RefSeq and is a predicted model, not a curated record.
AUGGCGGCCUUCGAAAACUAUGCAAGCCUCGCUCGUAGUCCCGAAGACAUAGCCAGGCUGCGGGAGAAGUGCCGGCUGUGGUCGGGCUUGGUGGAGUGCAUCCACAUCGCCAGCCUGAUGCACGAUGACAUCAUCGACCACAGCGCCACGAGGCGGGGACUCAAGGCGCACCACCUGGUGUUUGGGGAACGGGCCACUCUGUUCGCCGGCGAUUACAUCAUCGCUCGGUCGGCCAAGAAGGUCUAUGAGCUAGGGGACGUCCGGAUGUACCAGAUAUACGCCGCGAUCAUUGAGGACCUCACUAGCGGUGAGGUCUACCAGGCAGAAAAGGGCCGCCCCGCCCCUCGCGACCUGUUUGAGCGCUACCUCUUAAAGUCGCACUUCAAGACCGGCUCCCUCAUCUCCAACGCGCUGCGAGGAGUGGCCCAGCUGCUGCAACUACCUCCGGAGCUGCACCGGCAGCUCUUCAGCCAGGGACAGAAGAUCGGUCUCGUGUUCCAGAUGAUCGACGAUAUCCUCGACUUCGAAGGUGACCCCGCCAUCCUGGGUAAGCCCAUCCUUGGUGACCUGGCGGAGGGAAUCGUCAACCUACCAGCGUACUUCCCACUUACCCAGGGCUCUGAGUCCGCGCAGGAGGUAAUCGCCCUGGCCAUGGAGCAGAAGAAUAUUCCGGCGGAGCAGUGCAAGGAGAUCGCGCGUUUGGUGCGGGAGCAGCGGGGCUGCGAGAAGGCACGGCUGCUGGCAACCAGCCUGGCGGACGAGCUGCUGGAGGAGCUGGACGGGCUGAGCAGGGAAGACGGGACUGGGAUGAAGUUCAUCGUGCGGGGGCUGCUGGGACGGCAGAAGUGA